Molecule: messenger RNA, 3460 nt
Organism: Aplysia californica (California sea hare)
Lineage: Eukaryota; Metazoa; Mollusca; Gastropoda; Aplysiida; Aplysiidae
Product: gamma-interferon-inducible lysosomal thiol reductase
Exons: 7
Coding region: 56-784 (242 amino acids)
Molecular function (GO): oxidoreductase activity, acting on a sulfur group of donors, disulfide as acceptor
Source: RefSeq, a predicted model, not a curated record
UUUAUUACCUCCCCUAUUAUUGGUCAUAUGAUCUUGUUUUCAUUCAAGGUGCAAAAUGGCGUCACGCAUCUUUUUUCUCGCUGUGUUCAGCUUUUCUUGCUAUGCUGCAUGGGGUAAAUCCUGCGAUGUUCCUUCCCGGUUUUGGUGCGACACACCAGAGCUUGCUGCUGAAUGUGGCGUGUACCACCAGUGCAAGGAGCAUGAGUGGACGCAGUACCUGGACGCCCCUCUUGUUGACUUGACCCUGUACUAUGAGACUCUCUGCCCUGACUGCCAAAACUUCUGGAAGGGUAUGCUCUACCCGACCUACCAGAAGAUAGGAUCCAUCAUGAACCUCACUGUUGUGCCCUACGGAAAUGCCAGGGAAUACAAAGAUGGCGACCACUGGCGGUUUGAUUGUCAGCACGGGGAGGAGGAGUGCCUGGGAAACAUUAUCCAGACGUGUGCCAUUGCCAUUGUACAGAAUAAAUCGGUGUACAUUCCAUUUAUCCACUGUAUGGAGACCUCUGGCAUUUCUGUGAAGUCAGCAGCUGAGAAGUGCGCCAAGCAGUUCCCAGUUCCCCUGGGAGAGAUCAUGAACUGCAGCACCAGCAAACGAGGCAACGAGCUAGAGCAUCAGAUGGCCGUCAAGACCGAUGCCCUGAAACCACCACAUCAAUAUGUGCCUUGGGUGACUCUAAAUGGGGUCCACACAGAGAAGAUUGAAAAGGAGGCAGAGGCGAAUCUUUUGAAACUCAUCUGUGAUACAUACCAGGGCCAGAAGCCAGCAGCGUGUAACCAGUAAGUUCUAGACAUUCCUGAAGAGAGACAGACGAACGUUCCAUUUAUCUAGAACAAUGUCUAUAAUUAGAACGACUGUUUUAGCGGCAUUUUGUAGAAGUGAUGGUGAUUUGAUAGUUCUUGAUGUGAUAGAUUUAUGCUGAAUGAUAUUGUGUUUUCUGGAUAGGCCAAUGAAUGUUUGUGUUGUUUCAGCCAUUAGUAUUAACUCAAACAAGUGUUUGAUUAACCCUUUCGCUCUAUGAAUAGUCUGCAAGCAUUCCUCUCAUGUUGAAAAUGCUUUGGCAUCUUUGUUUCGCUUAAAAGUCGGGAAUUUGUUUUGCUAACUUUUGACACAGAAAGGAUAGACUUGAGGUUAUGGAAGGAAUGACGGAAAGAGUAAAUGGGGAGUGAUCAGAAGAGCUCAUUUGGGACGUAUCUCAUGAAAGCAUCUUAUCUUAUAAACUUUCAAUGUUUGAUUUUCAAUAUUUGACUUCUGUGAAACUGGGUUUCAUUUUCUUAUAUUGUUCUUUUUGUCUUCUACUUAUAUUUCUACCGUACUCAAGGGACAUCAGUGAGGUCUUCUCGAUCGCUUUCCUCACGAAUGGGUGCAAUGUUCUGUUCUGCUGUUUCUAUCUGUUGUAGUUAAGGGUGGUUGGAGGGUACUCAUUGUGGGUCCUACUUCUUUUCUCUGCCUCUGUUGUUUCUGUCUGGAUUUUUUUCCUGCACUGAGUUGCUGUGGCCAGGUUCGAUGUGUUUCUAUUUACUGAAGGAUGUUGUAAACCAAACUCGCUGUCUUACACUGUUAAAUAGUAUGAUUGCAUAAUGGCUCCAGCCAUUCCUGCCGAAACUGUCUGAGUUGUGUCAAGUUUGAUCAUGCUUAUCGGAACUUGAGCAAUACUUACGAUGUUGUUGUCUUCUAGGUUUGUUGUACUACAAAUAUCUACAGGGUAAAACUCACGGUUGUAGAUUUUCUGCAGGCUAGUUUGCUGUAGUUUAUCUUUGUCUCAGCAAAAGUGCAUUUAUUACAGUGGAGUCUGCUUAAUUCGAAAUCCGUGGGGCCUCUAGAUUUUCUUUCAUUUAACACUGUAAGUUCUGUAUAGAGAGAUUUCUCAAACUCAGAUAGCUAAGAAGAAAAAAAAAAGCAUGGCUUUUGUUUUAUAGUUUUCCACUGUUUUUGGAUUAACCGUGUUUUGUUUUAAGCAGGCCGUGCAGUAUGUCGUUAAGACACCUUAGUCAUUUCAUAGGUCAUUCCUUUUAAGAAGAGAGUUGUGAAAGAAUUACAAAUACGUUUUUGUUUCUUUGCCGAUUGUAGAGGGAUCUACCACAGGAGUACUAUUAUGAUGAUGAGAAUGGAAUGAAACCACAGUUAUCAUUGAAUAUUUUUGUUUGAUUUAGUGAGCACCAGCAGUGUGUUUGUUUUUUAGCUCUGUGCUUACCAUCCUUGAGAUCAAAAGCUGAAUAAGUCUCGGGCUCACUUUUUGUGUCUGUACAUUGCUUUUGAUUAUUCUGAACAUUCCAAGAUUCUGACAUUCAUUUUUAGUUCAAUGUAUGCAUAAAAAGUGAGUGCAUGCGGAACAUCUGCAUAUUUUUGGUUUGGUGUAGACCUCACAGGCCAGUAAUUAUAUUGGAAUACUCUUUUUUAGAUGUGAGUUGGCCUUUAUGGCUAUUUGGUGAUGUGUUUUAAAUAAAUGUUCUCAAGAGUUCUUUUGGCAAUGUUUAUUGGCGAAGUGCAUCACAACCAGAGGUCCCACCUUCUAAUUAAGUGUACAUAGUGGAAAAGGGAGUUAACCACUUAUAAUUUCCCUUGACCAACUGCAGUGUCUUUCAUUCAUACUAUAUCAAUCAGAAUUUUGUUUUAUAAAUUUGUGUCAGUAAUGUUUUAUAUCAUCUACCUUCAAAACUGUGUACUGACUGUAAUAUUGUUUUGCUUGUAAACGGCUUUUUUGUAUAUGUCAAACUUUGCAAAAAUGAAGAAACAUUAAUUAUAGUUAAUCAACUUUGGUUUGAGAAUGAUUUUAGAAGUUCAGCAUGUGUAACUAAUAUCCGGUAGUGUGUCAGCUCAUCUCAAAUUCUGCCAGUUUUGUAGAUGAUUCUGAUUGCUUUUUGUAUAAAUAGUAUAAUAUCAUUCCAGUCACCUGUUUUGAUAUGAGUUGUACAAAGGAACAUAACUGUCUCAGAGAUUGCUCUUAUUUCUCAACAAUUAUGUCCCUUGUUUAUGGGAGUGUUAAGUUGUCUGCAUUUCAUAGUGUCAGUUUUAUUUUUAUCUGUAGCUUAGGCAGUUUUGUUUCGAUUUGUGCCCAAGACCUCAAGUGUCUUACUCCAACAGUGAUCAAUUCAUAUUUUGAACUAUACUGCAGUAAUACUCAAGACUCAGAAAUGCCUGUUUCCUAAAACUGAAGACAAUUUUGUUUUUAAAAAAAAGAAUUACUCAUCUCAUGCAGGUCACAUCAUUAUUUUGUUGACGUAAACCACAUUGAUUUUGAGUAACUUUUCAAAAUAUUUUUUUUCUUUCAUUUUCUAUUGUUCCUUUCUAAGUUUGUUGUUUAUUUGUACCCACAGCUGACUUACCGGUACUUUUGUUUUUUAUUUUCCCUGAUUUAUGUUUUUACUACGUCAUCUAAACAGUUGGUUUGAGUUUGGUUUUUUUCACUAACUUUUCUAGUCUAACGCUAAUAAAUCAAAUUUCGUAUAAACAAAGUCU